This is a messenger RNA of Nylanderia fulva, 501 nucleotides long. Lineage: Eukaryota; Metazoa; Arthropoda; Insecta; Hymenoptera; Formicidae. The record is from RefSeq and is a predicted model, not a curated record.
AUGCUGGAGGCCAGACCCCUCCAGUGUUACAAAUGUUUGGAAGGGGGCCACGUGCGCGCGAGAUGCCCCAACAACACGGACCGCAGCGGCAGAUGUUACCGCUGCGGAGAGAAGGGACACGCGGCACGGAACUGCACAGCCGACGUGAAGUGCCCGGUGUGCGCGGACAAGGGACUGCCCGCAAAUCACAGAGCGGGCGGCAAAGCGUGCACACCGGUGCACAAAGGAAAAAGGGGUGUUCCGCUUAACAAAGUGAUGGAGCACCCCAGAGGAACAGCCCAAAUGACCGUUCCAGUUGCCCCCCUUAUGAGCCUCGAGGAGCUCAAGGAACAAAGGGCUCUUCGCUCCAGAACAAGGGGGGAGAAGAGGGAAGAGGAGAAGCUCCCAAUGAAAGGAGGGAGAAAAAAGAAGAGGUUGCAAGAGGACCUGAAGGAAGGAAACCCCGCUGCGAUGGACACAACGGGGCCCGCGGAAGCAGCAGCAAGAGAAGAUGGCCUGUAA